Tribolium castaneum (red flour beetle) is the source of this 1862-nucleotide messenger RNA. RefSeq names its product zinc finger protein 679. Gene Ontology annotation, molecular function: DNA-binding transcription factor activity, RNA polymerase II-specific; protein binding. The coding region runs from base 162 to 1691 and encodes 509 amino acids. The transcript has 7 exons. Gene Ontology annotation, cellular component: nucleus. NCBI's taxonomy places the organism in Eukaryota, Metazoa, Arthropoda, Insecta, Coleoptera, Tenebrionidae. Gene Ontology annotation, biological process: regulation of transcription by RNA polymerase II. The record is from RefSeq and is a predicted model, not a curated record.
CACUAAGCAGCCAGCCAAAGUCAGUCUCAUCGUGACCUGUGCUGGCAUAGGAGGCCCGGUCUCACUUGAUACAGUUUUGCUUUGAAAAUGUGCUCUAGGGACUAGUAGUUGAGAGUAAACAGCAGUGAUUAUUCGCUCGGAGAUUUCGAGUUUUUUGAAAAAUGGAAGCAGUGAUUCGUGAAGGCGCACUUCGUUUGUUGACAUCUGAGGCAUCCUGUGAUGUUAUCCUGAGCUGCCAAGGACACCGGCUAAUGGCCCACAAGCUCAUUUUGUCAAUUGCUAGUCCUAUGCUGCAUGACUUGCUGCUGCAAGACAUGACCGAGCCAUCCGUUCUGAUUUUCCCCGACAUCAACAGCAACACCAUGUCCCUAAUCCUGGACUACAUCUACACAGGAAGCGUCAUCAUUUACUCAAACACAAUCAACGACUUCCUCACGGCUGCAAAUCUGUUGAAACUACACAUUGACGUCGAGUUUUUGCAAAAGGCAAACACGCUCAGAGAAUACAAAUUGUUCGAGAAAAAGGAGGAAAAACCAGCGAACGACGUGUUCAGCAAACGAAACCAAAGGAAGUUGCCCAGUUUAGUGCCCAUUUCCAGCUUCAUGCCCAGCAAAAAGGAGCGGAAGUUGGUGAGCUGUGUGAUACCGAGCCCAUGGAUGCCCAGGGAAAUGCCCGUCCUGUCCGACCCAAGAACCUGCCUCUCAAGCACUGAACGAGCGAAUGUUCAUCAAAUACGUGAUAGACUGGAGGAGAGCGAUCCGAAUAACAACAAUUCGCAACAGCACCAGAAAAACAAAACUAAUAGUAUACUAUCACCAAGCUCGAAUUCUUCCUCAGAAUUGGACUUAUCUACCUCAUUAAAUAAAUUAGUCUUUGAACAAAAACUCGUACCUCAAUUAAAUGAUUCGUUAGUGGUAAAUAAAGAAAAUGACAAGUGUGUUAAUGACAGUACGACUGCGUUUACAUGUCCGAAAAAACACACAAAUAGAACGCUUUGUAGUCGGAAAGACGAAGGAACGGAAGAGAAAAAUUCGUGUCACGACAACGAAAAACAGAAACCUUUCAAGUGUGAGGAUUGUAAGAAAACGUUCAGUCAGUUGCGCAAUUACAAAUACCAUCGAUCAGUACACGAAGGAACGAAAGAAUUCGCAGCUAAAUGUCCCGAAUGUGGCAAAAACUUCAACGAUCGGGGAUAUUUAAGCAGCCACAUGAAGAUACAUCGCGACCGGAAAGAAUAUGCUUGUCCCCACUGUCCAAAACGGUUCAAUCAAAGAGUGGCUUACAAUAUGCAUCUUCGAAUUCACACAGGAAUAAAGCCGCACGAAUGUCCCACAUGUGGUAAAAGCUUUUCGAGAAAAAUGCUAUUAAAGCAGCACCAACGUGUUCAUACAGGAGAGAGACCGUAUUCUUGUCCGGAAUGUGGAAAAACUUUCGCAGAUCGAUCUAAUAUGAGCUUACAUGCCAGGCUACAUACAGGCGUGAAACCCUAUUCGUGCAAUCUGUGCUCGAAGAGCUUUACGAAGAAACAUCACUUAAAAACACACAUGAAUUUCCACACAGGACUGAAACCGUACACUUGUCAGAAAUGCGGAUUAGCGUUCUCGCAAAGUAGCAAUAUGAGGACUCACUACAAAAAGUGCGUUUUAAAGAGCAACGGAGGCCCUUCUUCAGCCGAAGCCGACAGCAAUUGAUGCAAAUUAUUUCUUUUAAAUUUUUAGUAUAAUUCUUAAAAGCUGUGAUACUGAGAUUGAUCAAUCUGUACUUAAUUUUUUAAAAUAUGUAUAUCUAACUUGUAUAAUUAUUUAUUAUUAUUGUUUAUGAAUUAUUUAUUUACGUAUUUGUAAUUAAAAACUUGGAUUUUA